This is a messenger RNA of Lodderomyces beijingensis, 1704 nucleotides long. The record is from the annotation of a GenBank genome assembly. NCBI's taxonomy places the organism in Eukaryota, Fungi, Ascomycota, Pichiomycetes, Serinales, Debaryomycetaceae.
AUGCCCUCUCAAGAGAUCGGGGUACCGAUUCCUAAUAUACCGCAUGCCGUGUCGGUGACAUUGCCAACAUGGGCUGCGACAGUUGGAUAUGAAGAAGGAGAAGAAUGGGUGACCUCCAAGAUGAACUCGGGAUACCCCAGAUUUUUUAUACACACCACCAUCAAACAACUCUGCAAAAAGAUUCAAGACAAGUACGGACGCGAAGGGGAAGAGUGUUUGGUCUUCCCCAGCUACAAGGUAGCAAAGAGAUGUCGAGAAUUCAUCAAGAAGAGAUCGGGUGGGAAAAUUAGAGUGCUUCAAUUGAGCACAGCCGAACCGGUGACAGAAGCGGAAAAGUCCACUAAAGUCGGAACCAGCGUGGGCGUAACGUUUUUCCCCAAGCUGGAUUUCCCUCUUGCCAAAAGCUACUGGCAGCAUUCGGGAGAGGGCAUCAGUUCGCGAAUGGGGGAGUACAUAAAUAAGGAGUUGUUCACCGCACAUAGAAGUGUCACCAAGCUGGAGUUGCAAGCGGAAAAAAUCCAGUCUAGAUCGCCAUCGAUCAUUGCGUCCAGAUCGAGCAACUCUGGCUCCAACGAUGACGUAGAAAAGGAGUUUAACACAUUCAUUGAGCAGAAAUUCGGACGUGUUUUGGAUUUGAAAUUCGCCAAGGAGGCCAAGAGAGCGUUGCGGAGAAGGAUAUGCGGGAAAGUCGACGUGAGCAGGAACCAGAUUGAGGAGAUUGAAAAGCUGAAAAGGGGGAAAUAUCUCAGUGAGUCGGACGUAUACUUGUUUCCAUCGGGAAUGGCAUCAAUCUUUUGCGCCCAUCACGCACUACUCAACUUGACUCCAGGCAAAUCCGUCUGUUUUGGAUUCCCCUAUGUCGACACCCUAAAUAUAUUGAGGAAGUUUGGGCCCGGUGUGCACUUUCUCGGGUUGGGAGACGAUGAAUCAUUGGAGAAGUUGGAGAAGGAUUUGGAAGGCGGCGGCUUAUCGAUCAUGGCCUUGUUCUGCGAGUGCCCAUCGAACCCUUUGUUGAAAACUCCAAACUUGAAGAAAAUCAAGGAAUUGGGGGACAAGUAUGGGUUCGCCAUUGUUGUCGACGAGACCGUGGGCAAUUUCUUCAACAUACGGGUAUUGCCCUAUGCGGACAUGGUUGCCUCGUCCCUAACAAAAGUGUUUUCGGGAGACUCCAAUGUUCUCGCGGGUUCGCUCGUGUUGAACCCGUUGUCGAAGUUUUACCCGAAACUAAAGAGGUUUUUCGAUACUGAGUACGAGGAUUUGUUAUGGUGCGAAGAUGCAUUGUGGUUGGAGCGAAACUCAAGAGACUUUGUGGAGCGGGUGCACAGGAUAGACCGGACUUCGGAAAAAGUGGUGGAUUUGCUCAGUGCUUGCCCCAAAAUAUCGCAAGUCUACUACCCCAAGACGAGUCCCACCAGACAUUACUACGACGAGAUCAAGAAUCAAGAUGGCGGCUACGGCGGACUCAUCUCUAUCCUUUUCCAUGACUCGAAAGACGCAAUCAAAUUCUUUGACGCGGUCGACCUCCACAAGGGACCGUCGCUUGGAACAAACUUCACCUUAGCGUGCCCCUACGCUAUUCUCGCGCACUAUCAAGAGCUCGACGAAAUCCAGGAGUGGGGAGUGGAUAGAAACUUGAUCAGAAUCAGCAUAGGAUUAGAAGAGGACGAAGACUUAUUAAACAGGUUAGAAGUAGCACUAAAUUAA